Messenger RNA from Cyprinus carpio (common carp), 3664 nucleotides. Its product is annotated as RNA-binding E3 ubiquitin-protein ligase MEX3C-like. Lineage: Eukaryota; Metazoa; Chordata; Actinopteri; Cypriniformes; Cyprinidae. Gene Ontology annotation, molecular function: RNA binding. The record is from RefSeq and is a predicted model, not a curated record.
UUCACUGUUCAUCCGCACCGGUGUGUGGCGCUGCGGCGACAGAUCGCUGUUCACGAGCCUGCGCGAGGAUCCCCGAAGAACCGUAAACAAAGAGAGCUAGCAGAGCAGGGUCACGGAACCACGGCUGCUGCUGCUAAAACAUCCGCUUGAAAGCAGGACACGUUGUUUGUCGAGCAUGCCCAGUAGCACAGCUCAACUCCUGGAGUCAGACGAUACUGAACCGGACCUCCCGGUACCGGUACAGAACCUGAGCGGGAUGAGCCUCCGGGAUGAAGAGAGUCCGUCAGAACUACAUGAUACUUCUCAUCUGGGUGUCCUGGGUGCGGUUUUGGACCUACAGCCCUUGUCCCAAACUGAAUCAGAGGAGGAAAACACUAACAAUAACAACAUCAUCAGGCAUGAUACUGAUCUGGAGCAGCUGAGGGCCCUGGCCCUCACAGCCAUGGAGGCCCCGGGGACCUGUGGGCUCUUCCUGGACGGGCCGGGCGAGUCCCAGGGUUACCAGGUUCAGGAGAACAUGAUGAUGGCGAUGAUGAUGAUGCAGGAGGGUGAGAGGUGUGCGCUCAAUACCAGGAGGAAGAGCGUUAACACAACAGAGUGCGUGAUGGUGCCCACAUCUGAGCAUGUGGCGGAAAUAGUUGGUCGGCAGGGUUGCAAAAUCAAAGCUCUGAGAGCAAAGACCAACACUUACAUCAAAACCCCGGUGAGAGGAGAGGAGCCCAUGUUUGUAGUGACCGGCCGGAAGGAGGACGUCAUCACGGCCAAGCGAGAGAUUCUGUCUGCGGCCGAGCAUUUUUCCCUCAUCCGGGCGUCUCGGAACAAAGUGGCACCAACAAACAGCAUUCCUUGCCAUCCGGGACAGACCACCAUCCAGGUUCGGGUGCCGUAUCGAAUGGUAGGGCUCGUGGUGGGGCCAAAAGGAGCGACUAUCAAGAGGAUCCAGCAGCAAACCCACACUUACAUCGUCACGCCAAGCCGCGACAAAGAACCGGUGUUUGAGGUGACCGGGAUGCCAGAGAACGUAGACCGAGCUCGGGAUGAGAUUGAAGCUCAUAUUGCGAUGCGCACCGUGGGAAGCGUGGACACCACUGUGGACGAUGACGAUUUCCACUACAACGGCACCGAUGUUGGUUUCGAUUCGGGCAGCAACGGAGCCUGGCUCUUCUCCGGCGGCGUUUCAAACUUCCACAGGAAUGCCGCAGGGUAUCGCAACGACAGCUCCAGCUCGCUCGGAAGCAACUCUAGCGAGUCUUACUACAGCGGGAAAGGCAGCGCAGUGGCGGAUCUCAGUCCCGGGAACAGCGGUGGCACAUUCUGGUUUGGCGAUUCCCACUUGCCUUUGGGAUCUGAAGAUCCUGCGGGUUACGAUGGGCUAACGAUGACAGCGCCAUCCGCCAAUCCCACAUUGUGGAGCACUCUCGAGCGAGGAGGAGCGAGUUUGCCCACUACGCCGAGGUUCUCUCCGUCCCGUCUGUCUCCGUCUCCUCCGGAGGAUUAUCCGCUGGUUCGGUUGGUGCAGGAGAAUUCCCAGAGCCUCCCAGCCUUUGGCUCCGCAUUUUCCCCAUCUAGCGACAGCACAGGCUCCAGCUCUCCGCCGGAUGUGCGCACUUACCCCAAACACAGCCAAGUUCCUGCGUGCGUACGCUGUGGAGACAACGUGGCGACGCUCGUCCUGGGUGCGCAAAACCUCAUUUGUUUGGAGUGUUCCAACUCCAUCCUGCAAAACGCAUAGAGAGAGGAAAAAAAUCGGGAGGGGGAGGAGUUAACUGGGUUAAUUUUUUACAUUGAAAUACUUCUUCCUUAUUACGUUGAAAUAACUGGGAAAUGCAGGUUUUUGAUUAAUAACCACAGUUGAGUUCAUCUCAAAGUUUAGCUGUCGCGUCGUUCUUGCGGCGAGCAGCGCUGGGGUUUAGCAGUGCUAAAUUGCCAUCACUUUUUGUUGUUUUGUUUUCAAAGUUUGUUUACAUUUCCAUGUGCCUGAUUUCAUGACGGUGGUGGUGUGGAUUGGCGAUGUUGCUGCGAAAGCAUCUGUGGCCUUUAGUUUCUGUUUCACAACACUAGAGUCGAGCAGUACGCGAUCAUAAAGAGCUGUCCUGAACUCCACCUAGGGACCGCUUUGAGCAUCUCCGGACGCAAUACGAAAUCUAAGGGCAUUGCAUGUCCUCAUUAUAGGAAUAGUUCACCCUAACAUUAAAAUUUGCUGAAAAAGUACUCACCUCACUUCUUCAUUAGAACAGAUUUGGAGAAAUUUAUCAUUACAUCACUUGCUCUCCAAAGCAAAAAGCUUUAUUAAGGAUAGCGGACCCUUAUUUUUGACGUUAAAACAUCUUGAUUAGGCAACUCUUCACUUCACAAGAUGUUAACUGAUGGACUGGAGUGGUGUGAUGUUUGGACUCUCAUUCUGACGGCACCCAUUCACUGCAGAGCAUCCACUGGUGAACAAGUGAUGCAAUGAUACAUUUUUCCCAAACUGUUCUGAUGAAGAAACAAAAUCUUGGAUGGUCUGAAGGUGACAAAAUUUUCUGCAAAUUUUCAAUUUCAGGUGAAGUAUUUUGUGAGCAAAAUGAAUUUGCGUGAAUGAAUUGCUCAGGAAUCAGUUUGUGCAUAAAUUACUGUGUUAAACUCUCAAAUAACACACAGGUAGUUUUUAGAUCAAUUUAAACAUUGCUUGUGUUUCAAGCCGAUUUCACAUUCAAUUAAAUGUUUCCAUCCACAUAUUUGUAUGCAAAAUUUGGGAUAUCGGAUUUAAAAAGCUGGAUGGAAGUAGUGUUGUCAAACGAUUAAUCGUGAUUGUGUAAAUUAAAUGUUUCAUGCACGAGGCCCUUUUUCGUAGCUUGCAUUACAGUAUGUGUUUAUGACUCCUCUCGCGCCAGGACAUCACACGGUGUCAUACUGAGAGGAGCGAGUCAUUUAGGACCUGAGAGGAGUGAUUUUGUCAAAGAUAAUGUUGUAUAAACCUCUCAAAGUGUAGGUUGACACGGCUACUUGCGCCUGUUUACUUUGUGCAAACACCACUAAACUCCGAGAAACUAAGGCAUGAGAGAUCCAUAACCUCUCAAGAUUCACCUUGAAAGUUUUUUUAUUUUAUUUUACAAUUUUGUAGUAUUUCUGUAGUUUAUAUUUCAUAUUCAAAUACAUAUAUAUAUUAAGAUUUAAGAUAUAUAUUAAGACUAUCUGGCGAGCAGUCGCUGCCGUAAAUAUUAGCUUGUAGAGUAUUGAUGUUAGGUACAAUAGAGCAGGAAAGAGCACACCUGCAUGUUUUAUUAUCUAACGAUUCCUAAACUGCAACAAAAAAAGCCAAGGAUCCAAUAUAGAUAUAGACAUACAUGCUGCAUUAGGUCUGCAUACUACCACAUUAUGAACAAAAUAAAAGUCCUACUUUAAACAUGACUAGGAAUUUUAUGUUUAUCAGAGGGAUUUUUUACCAACACACUGCAACAAUGUUUCUGUAGUUGAUCAUUUUACUGUUCUUUUAAUAUGUAUAUACAUUUAUGCAGGGACAUGAAGGCAUAUAAGUUGUAUUAUUAAAGUUUAAAAUAUAUUUUAUGAUAAAUGGCCUUACUGUCCAAAGCACUGAUAUUAUAUAUUUGCUGUAAAAAAGAAUCAAGAUUUUUAUUUUUCUGAUAUUAAAAGUUACUUAAUAAAUUGUUUCAUUUAAAACCAA